AUGUCAGCUCCUAAAACUGAGAAAGAAGUUCGAAGCUUUUUGGGGAGUUUAAACUACAUUGCUCGAUUUAUUUUACAACUUACAGUCACUUGUGAACCAAUCUUUCGAUUACUUCGAAAGAAAAACCCCGGAGUAUGGGAUGAAGACUGUCAAGAAGCCUUUGAUAAGAUCAAACAAUAUAUGCAAAAACCACCGCUAUUGGUGCCACCAGUGCCUGGGAAGCCUCUCAUUUUGUAUUUAACAGUGACUGAAUCAGCAAUGGGCUGUGUGCUUGGCCAACAUGAUGAGUCUGGGAGAAAGGAGCAAGCCAUCUACUACCUUAGUAAGAAAUUCACUGAAUGUGAAUCUCAUUACAGUAUGAUUGAGAAGCUGUGUUGUGGUUUGGUAUGGAGUGUGAAAAGGCUCCGACAGUAUAUGCUAUAUUAUACCACUUGGUUAAUUUCAAAGAUAGAUCCUCUGAAAUAUAUUUUUGAAAAGCCAUAUAUGUCAAAUAGGCUGGCCAGAUGGCAAGUGUUGUUGGCUGAAUAUGAUAUCAUCUACAAAACAAGAAAAUCCAUGAAAGGAAGUGCAAUCGCAGAUCAUUUAGCUGAUAACACCAUUGAAGACUAUGAGCCAUUAAAUUUUGACUUCCCUGAUGAAGAUGUGUUGGUAAUAGAAAGAGAUUGGUGGACCAUGUACUUUGAUGGUGCGGUGAAUGUGUAUGGUAAUGGAGCUGGUGCUACAAAGGGGGAAUGGCAAACAAAAGAUGAGAAAUUGAAAUCAUAUCAAGAAUAUAUCUCCAAAUUGGCUGAAAACUUUGAAAAGAUAGAGUUCAAUCAUUUAGGAAGGGAUAAGAAUCAGUUUGUGGAUGCUUUGGCAACCUUGGCCUCUAUGGCCACGAUUGAUUGUGGUAUCAGAGUACAUCCUAUAGGCAUUGAUAUCAGAAGUUCUCCUGCUCAUUGUUGUUUAAUAGAAGAAGAAGUGGAUGGCAAUCCUUGGUAUGCAGAUAUAAAAAGAUUCAUCCAAUAUCGGGAAUAUCCUUCUGAAGCUUCAAAGACAGAUAAGAAGACUCUAAGAAGAAUGGCAAUAGAAUACUUUAUAGAUGGAGAAAUCUUAUACAAAAGGUCAUUUGAUGGGACUUUAUUAAGGUGUCUGGACAUAUCAGAAGCCAAUAAAGCCUUGUAUGAAGUGCAUGGAGGAAUUUGCACCACCUAUGCAAACGGACACAUGAUGGUGUAUAGUGACAAAAUCAAUGCGCCUCCAUUGCCCUUAUUCAAUAUGGUGUCACCUUGGCCAUUCGUGAUGUGGGGGAUAGAUGUGGUUGGGCCUAUUAAUCCAAAAGCUAGCAAUGGUCGUCGGUUUAUCUUGGUUGCAAUUGACUAUUUUACAAAGUGGGUAGAGGCCUGCUCAUAUGCUCAUGUGACUCAGAAGGUGGUCAAGCAAUUCAUUGAGAGAGAAGGUAUGGAAUGGCUUCCUUAUGCUCUAUAUGCAUAUCGAAUAGCAGUAAGGAUGUCAACUGGCGCUACACCUUAUUCACUAGUUUACGGAAUGGAGGCAGUGAUGUCGUUGGAAGUAGAGGUUCCUUCUCUAAGGGUCCUCAUGAAAUCUGAGCUAGAAGAGGCUAAAUGGGCUAAGAUACGAUAUGAGCAGCUAAAUAUGAUCAGUGAGAAGAGAUUAGCUGCAAUUUGUCACCACCAACUGUAUCAAAACAGGAUAGCAAGAGCGUAUGACAGAAAAGUUCGACCACGAGAGUUCAAAUAA
This is a messenger RNA of Populus nigra (black poplar), 1740 nucleotides long. RefSeq lists its product as uncharacterized. The coding region runs from base 1 to 1740 and encodes 579 amino acids. Gene Ontology annotation, molecular function: nucleic acid binding; RNA-DNA hybrid ribonuclease activity. NCBI's taxonomy places the organism in Eukaryota, Viridiplantae, Streptophyta, Magnoliopsida, Malpighiales, Salicaceae. The record is from RefSeq and is a predicted model, not a curated record. The transcript is spliced from 4 exons.